Molecule: messenger RNA, 1373 nt
Organism: Phycomyces blakesleeanus NRRL 1555(-)
Lineage: Eukaryota; Fungi; Mucoromycota; Mucoromycetes; Mucorales; Phycomycetaceae
Exons: 4
Coding region: 27-1217 (396 amino acids)
Cellular component (GO): cytoplasm
Molecular function (GO): guanyl-nucleotide exchange factor activity
Source: RefSeq, a predicted model, not a curated record
AAUAUAAUUCUACUCUACUUUAUAUCAUGGAACAAGUAAACGAACUUAAGACUGGACAGGUGUUUGUGAUUGGUACCGGCGACGCGGGUGAAUUAGGUCUUGGAACCAGCAUGCUCGAACGCAUGAGACCCAUGCCAGUCAAGGCACUUGAUGAUAAGUCAAUUGCAAACAUUGUAUGUGGUGGAAUGCAUACCAUGGCUCUUACCAAGGAUGGCAAGUUGUACAGCUGGGGUUGCAAUGAUGAAGGUGCACUCGGUAGAUCUGGAGAAGAGUAUGAGCCUGGACUUGUAGAAAACCUUGAGGAUGUCAAGAUUACAAAGGUUGCCUGUGGUGAUUCCAUUACAUUAGCCUUGUCCGACAAUGGUCGCCUUUAUUGCUGGGGAACUUUCCGUUGCGCUUCAGGAGCACUCGGAUUCUCUCCUACCAAAGAACGCCAGACUACACCUAUAAUUUAUCCUUACCUUGCCAACGAAAAGUUUGUUGACAUUGCUGUGGGUACCGAUCACUGCCUUGCUCUGUCUACAUCCGGUCGUGUGUAUGUAUGGGGUAAUGGCCAGCAAUACCAGCUUGGCCGUCGUAUCCUCGAACGUCGUCAACGCAACGGUUUGAUUCCCGAGACUUUGGGCUUGCGCAAGAUCCGUGCCAUUGGCUGUGGAUCUUACCACUCGUUUGCCAUUGACCACAACAACCGUCUCUUUGUCUGGGGCCUGAAUAACUAUGGCCAAUGUGGUCUCGACAGCAACGUUGAUAUCAUUACUACACCCACAGUUAUCUCAACCCUCGAGGGUAAAGGAGCCAUCAAGAGUGUUGCCGGAGGUGAGCACCACUCGCUUGUGUUGAUGGAGAGUGGCCAUGUGUAUUCUUUUGGUCGCGCAGACUCGUCCCAGUUGGGUCUUCCCAAGGACAUGGUUAAGGAGUUGUCUGGGCAGGACGGACAUGCGUCCGAGAGUUCCUUCAAGAUGGCUGUCGGAACACCUACAUUGAUCCCUGAUCUUGAGAAUGUCGAUAGCAUUGCAUGUGGUGGAAAUCAUGGUGUGGCAGCCACAAAGGAUGGCCUAGCAUUUGCUUGGGGAUAUGGCUCACAAAAUGAACUCGGUAAUGGUACUGGAUGUGAUGAGGAGACUCCUUCCAAGAUUACCGGGCAGAAGUUAGAAGGACACAAGGUUAUUCGUGUUGCAGCAGGUGGCCAUUUUACUGUCCUUUUGGCAACUUUAUAAAUAAAUAACAAAACAACAAAACAACAACAAAAACAGCAGAUAAUAAUAAUUAUAAUUAUAAUAACAAUAACAAUAAUAAUAAUACUAGUAAUAAUAUACAUCUUUAUAUGUGUAUGUGCAAGUGUAUUUAUAUAUAUAAAACACUUUACUGAUGGG